GUCUAUUCCAAUUCCUCAGCUGUUUACCGAAACAGUGGCGGGGAAGCCUGCUGUGUUAUUGUUUGAACUGCAGAUUGCCUCUUCAAUCGAGAUUCGGUAAUAGAUCGUCGCGAUAACACCACAGACGAGACAACUUUUCCGUCUGCUCUCGUGGAGAACUGAGUGUGGGGGUUGUGAUCGUCUGUGGCCGGUGUGCAGUGUGUGGCAGCCCACAAGAUGGUGAAGUUAACACCCAACCAUGUCAUACCCCAAUCACCUCCAGGUUUCAGCAGUACAAGUAUUGUGCCCCAUCCAUAAGAGAAAGCAGAUUAAGCUCAACUAACCUGUACCAGUUAGCCCAGCAUGCUUUGCCAGAGCAGAGGAAAUGGUUACAGUAUCUAAUGGAGACUUUGAGGACAGAGAGAGUGACCGUGCAACAGGACCUAGAUGGACGGCUGUCCGACUUGGAGGAUCAGCUAGAGAGUGUUAGAGCAGAGGUCAAGGAUAUCCUCAAGGGCAUCUGAAGUGUCCUGGUGAAGAGAGCCAUGCAGCUUUCCAAGGAAAUGCAGCCCUAGGUCAGUGUCCCCAACUGCACUCAGGAAGAUGACAUUGACCUCACCCUUCACCUAGCAAUGAACUCUGCUCUCCUAUAGAGGAGUGUGAUGAUGUUCAUGUCGGUGCUGCUGACAGUAUUGAAGAGACUGGGUGCCAGGUGUCUGUUGGGCUUAAUAGCAGGUCACAAAAACAUUAUUUCCUUUAUUGUAACAUUUGUCAACCAGAAAAACAGCACAAAUCAUUCUGUGUGCAUGACUUCAGUGUGGUGGUAUGUAGCAUAAUAUUGAGUUUGUACAUGCACACGUUCGUCAUAUUGUGUGCACCAUCAUGGGGUGUAACGUCUCUGUAGUUUUCUUCAGGUGUCUUUGCUUCGGAUACCCAUCCUUGGUGCCCCGCCAACCCGCUUCUGCCGCCUCCCCAGGUGUCAAAGGGCAGGAAACUGUCAUUCAGCCAGAGUCUCCUUGCUCCUCUAUGUUGAGCCCAGACAGUCUGAGGCCCACCCCCUCCAGCUACGACCCCCUCCUGGCCAGGAGGAAGCUCACCCCUGUGUGUCACGUGUGGACGCCGCUUCCACAGGAAGUGUCACAUUCUGCCCAUCUAUGCCUUAUCCACCACCUCUCUUAACAUCGUCCUGAUACGGGGACUGUUGCUGCAGAAACUGCCCCACCCCUUACCGCACCCAGUCAGAAUUUGUGUCCGAUGUCUGGCUUCUCCACACACUGUUGAAGAGCGAGAAGUAUUCCAAGUCAGUGGACCGACUUGAGGCAUGUUUCGGGAGGGAGCUGGUCAAAAUGCUUGUGGGGAUCCUGCACCCUUCGCUGCUCGUCAACCCCUACCAAGGGGAAGCGGAGAGGAGUGCAGAACAAGAGGGGGACAAGGAGAAAGUGUCCAUGAGGAGAAUCCAAGGCCUCUAGAGGAGGAGCACGCAGGCAGAGUUCUUUCACACAGGACUCGAUGAAAGAUGAAGAAUGGCAGCAGAAGGCUGUAUUUGUGUAUUUAAUUUGGUCUUUGAAUUCCUUGGUGAACAUAUUUGUACAUGGUUGCAGCCAAAUAUUGGCACCCUUGCACUUUUUUUUCCUUUAAAAAAAUUGUUAUUCUAAAAUAACUUGAAAUUUGGAAAAACCUUUGGUCUCUACACCUUACUGUAUUUUCAACAUUACAGACCCAAUUGGUAAUUUUAAGUUUACAAUUUGGCAUGUACAAAAUGAUUGGCAAGUACUUGGUUGCAUAGCCUUUGGCCAAGAACUGCAGACAAAUGCUUCUUGUAGGCAUCAGUAAGCUGGCUGCAUCUUAAUACUGGUGAUUUUACUCAGCCUUCAGAAGCAAACUGCUCUAAUUCUUUAAUGUUUGAGGGGUGCCCUCCACCAACUGCUGUUGUCAGCUCUCGCCAUAGGUUAUGGAUGUGGCAACUGCUCGGCCUCGUUCCUGCCAUCCAGGACCUCCUAUACCAGGCGGUGUCAUAGGAGGCCCUACAAUUUGUCAGACUCCAGUCACCCUAGUCAUAGACUCUUCUCUCUGCUACCGCAUUGCAAGCUGUGCCAAGUCUAGGUCCAAAGGUCUUAACAGCUUCUACCCCCAAGCCAUAACUCAAGCCAUAACUGCUGCUCUUUAAUCAUUUGUUACUUUUUAUAUAAUUUGCUUAUAUAUAUAUUCGGCGUGUGUGACAAAUUUGAUUUGAUUCAGAUCUGGCCACUCCAGAACAGUCCAGCGUUUCUUCUUGAACCAUUCCAGGGUGCCUUUUGAUAUUUGUGUGGGGUUGUUGUCCUGCUGAAAUUACCAUCAACCUUCCAACCGAGACCAAGUGUUUGGACACUGGGUUGAACAUUGCACUCCAAAACACCUUCAUAAUCUGCUGUUUUGCUUAUGUACAAGGCCCCAAGCACCAGAGGCAGCAAAGCAACACCACAGCAUUAUCAAACCUUCCCUAUGUGUGUAGUUAUUUUCUUAAUUUGGUUGUUGGUUAACAUAGGAAGCCCCCACUGCCGAAGAAGGCUCAAGAAAGCCUGAUUGAAUGCUGGACUGUAGUGGAGUGGCCAGCCAAUAUUCCAGUUUUAAAUCCCAUCCAAAACCUAUGGUAAGAGCUGAAAAUAGCAGUUGGAAGAAUAUGAGCAGUUUGCUGUGAAGUGAGACAAAUUGCCAGUAGGAAGGUGCAGCAAGCUCAUUGAUGGUACAAGAAGUGUUUGUCUGCAGUUGGCCAAAGGCUGUAAUUUUGUCUGCCAAUUGUUUUUAUUUUCUAAAUUAGUAGUUUGCAAAAAAACAAUGGGUUCUAGAAUGUUGCAAAUCCAAGGUCUGGAGACAAAGUUCUCAAUUUCAAACUAUUUUUGAAGAAAUGGGGAAUUAAUUGAGAAGUGCAAGGGUGCCAACUAGUUUGUUACAAAGUUGAUUUUUCCACAAGGGAUAAACAAUGUUGCACAUGGUUUGACUUUUGGGGUUUAAUUCACCUUUUUGUCUAUUUACAAUAAAUACUUAUGUGCAUCUUAUCUCUAUGAUUUUGUCUUGAUCAAGUUUGGUAAAUGUCACAACUUGGUGAAACUCUUACUGGGCACUAUUCAAACAGGACCUUGGUAAAGUAGAAAUGUCCGUAAUAUUACCACCAGCAGGUGGCAUUGGUCAUCAGUGUAUUGACAAUGCGAAAUGUUGGUUUUCCCAUCAUAUAGGUUCAAAAAGCUCUAUACGUCUUUGCUCUUAUGUCUACGGGGUGGGAUAACUAUUAAUUGCAGGUUAUUUUAGCAUCUACACGCAGUUUUUGCCUUUUUGGUAUAGAUUGUUCUGUUAAUCCCAAAAUGGUGCUUAAUUAAUUUGUGUCCAUUUAAUAACUAAACUCCAAGAACAAUGGUGAAGAUAAAAUCGAUACAUUUGAAGGUUAGUAAUGUAUGCUAUUGUGUUUUUAAUCCCUGGGCACGGCGUUCGAGACGAAACGCGUUGGCCGCAGACAUGCGCACAGUCCUCAUUGGCCCAUACUUUUUGGCCAUCAGCGAACAGGGCCCGCCUAUCCUUUAUAAAUUGCUAGACAUCACAAUCCGAGGGAGUUCACUUUGUGUAUCCUACACGCUGAGCAGAGCCACGGAAACAGCUGCGCCCCUUUUACAAAUGGUUGUCCAAGUAAACCAGCCAACUCGCCACUACAGCAAAACGAUGGAAGGAAGUCAGCAAAAGGUGGAGGCUAAUGUCUUGCUACUUGGAGCUGAAAGCGUCGGUAAAUCUGCUCUCACGGUGCGGUUUCUCACCAGAAGGUUUAUCGGCGAAUACGGCGAUAUUGAAUCCAUCUACAGUCACACUGACCGAAUAGAAGGACGGGAGAUCAGCUUUAAUAUAUGGGAUUCGCUUUGCCCCCAGAAUGGUGAGGUCGAGGGACACAUCAGCGACAGACAACUCCAGUGGGCGGACGGUUUCAUUCUGGUUUAUAGCAUAUGUGACCGUGCCAGCUUCAACGUGGUGCGGCAACAGGUGCAGCGCAUCCAGCAAGCCAAAAGCAAGUUCCCCGGAGCCCAUCCCAUCAUUAUCGUGGGCAAUAAACGUGACCUCCAGCAUCGCCGCACUGUCUCCAGUGAGGAAGGACGCCUCCUCGCUCUUUCCACGGACUGUGGCUUCUUUGAGAUCUCUGUAGCGGAGACAUACCACGAGGUACAACUGGUAUUUCACGAACUGUUCGACCUUAUCCGAGAGGCGAGGGCGCUCAAGAAGGGGGCAGCUGGGAUCAAGGGUAUUGUGAGAAGCAUGUCCGCCGUUUUCGGAAGGAAGAGGACUGAGUAGUUCCAAUAUAGCUGAAUACGAGAGACGUUGAGGUGUUACUGUAGUUCUGCAUCUAAACAGCCCAGGACUUGUCCGUGCAUAAAAAGGAUGGUUAUGUUUCCAUAUUGGAAUAAGUCCAUGCACAGCUCUAUGAUUUAGGCCUAACUGAACUCAAGCCGGUUGGAUUGUUACUCGAAUGAGAUGAUUGACAAUCAAAUCCUAUCAAACUGACAGGAUUAAGUACUCUUAUUUGUGUCGGAGGUCAGGUGGCCUAAAGUAGCAGAAAUAUGCCCUUAAAUUGCCAACUUGUUAGAUUGCCUUGCAACAUGCCAUACAAUUGCCAACUGUAAAGCAGAAGGGUUCUUGUUUAAAUUCCUGGAAGAAGUAUUGUGGAGAACCUAUGUGCAAUAGACAACUUAUUUCUCUUCACAAAUCUGUAUCAGCAUGCAGAAUGUUCUACGGGUCAGGUCUGCUUUGUCUUAUUGGCACAAUCCCUUGGACUAUUGACAGUCUAUGCAAGACAGAUAAGUGAAUGUGUAGCAUUAUAAUGGUGUGAUCAUUACAUUUGCUCCCUUAGACUCUAGUUUUGUUGCGUUUCCAUCCACGGCACCUACAUCAAUCACACCUUUAAGGUGUUUUGAAAGGUCAGCCAGUGGGGGACCAUUCUCUGUUCAUUUAAUGUCAAUACCAUCUAUUUGUCUGAGAGUGCUGUACAUUUCACGUCUUUGAAGAAUGCCGAGGCCUACUUGACUUUCAUAGACAUGUUUGUCCACUGCAUUAACACCCCUAUUUCAAUAGCCUACUGAUUCUAUCAUUUUUUUUGUGUAACUUUUCAUGAAUUAUGACAACUGAAGUCAUGUUUGUUAUACAAGUCAUUACUUUAACUGUACAAAGUUUACAUACUAUAGAACUUGGUUGUACAAUUUCAUAAUAAAAUGUGAAAUGAAU
Oncorhynchus masou masou (cherry salmon) is the source of this 5214-nucleotide messenger RNA. RefSeq names its product ras-related and estrogen-regulated growth inhibitor-like protein. The record is from RefSeq and is a predicted model, not a curated record. NCBI's taxonomy places the organism in Eukaryota, Metazoa, Chordata, Actinopteri, Salmoniformes, Salmonidae. Gene Ontology annotation, molecular function: GTPase activity; GTP binding. Bases 3367 to 4287 code for a protein of 306 amino acids. The transcript has 13 exons.